AUGUUUUUAAAGGUUGCCGGUCUAGUUCUAGCUUGGCUUCCAAUGAAUUUAAUUAAUUUAUGGAGAGAUUUAAAUAAUGAAAAUAGCGUUAAUGAUGAUGAAUUAAUUAAUAUAGACAAUACAAAACAAUUAGAAACUUCAAUUGAAAGUGGGGCAAAUACAGCCUGGUUUUCUUUAAUUUUUGUAGCUUCCCAUUCAAUUGCUAUGACUUCCGCUGUUUGGAACCCAAUUAUUUAUAGCUUCUUUAAUCCACAAUUUCGAGAAACAAUUAGAAAAGUGCUUGAAAGAAGAAGACAAUCACAGGCAGCAGCUGCCCUAAUGACAAAUGCCCAAAACCAUCAAAACACUAACAACAACAAUAAUCAUUUAACAACAAGUAGUCCCAACUUCAAUUCAAAUGGAUAUUGUUCUGUUAUUAAUAAUGAUUAUAUUAGAAGAAGUUCAGCACGUUCACUUCUUUCAGCAUUAGGUACUGCUAUGGGCGUUAAGGAUGAUAGAAGGGAAGGGUUAAAAACUAUGAGGAAUAGUGUUGUGUUUUUACCUCCAAAAAGGGAUGGAAAAUGUGUUAAUUUAUUAGAUGAAGAAGUAAGUGUUGUUGAAAAGGAUGAUGAGAAAAUGCCCGGUGAAAUGUUAUAA
Meloidogyne enterolobii is the source of this 636-nucleotide messenger RNA. The record is from the annotation of a GenBank genome assembly. NCBI's taxonomy places the organism in Eukaryota, Metazoa, Nematoda, Chromadorea, Rhabditida, Meloidogynidae.